AUUUAUUAUUAUAAUCUUUUUUAUUUUUUAUUUUUUUAUUAAAUACAUUAAUAAAACUUUUUUUUUAUUUUUUUUCCAAUAAAAUUAAUAUAAUAUAUAAAUAAUAGUAAUAUUACACCACCUACAUAUAAUAAUAUAAAAUGUCAAAAAAUGAUAUGAAUGAAAGACAGGUAAGAGAGUUAAUGAGAUUACCAGAAAAUGUCAAAUGUAUGGAUUGUCCAAUGGGUUCAGUUUAUGCAUGUUUGGAUUUAGCCACAUUUGUUUGUACUGCUUGUAGUGGUAUUCAUUCAAAUAUGGGACGUAGAGUUAAAUCAGUAUCAAUGGGUUCAUUUAAACCAGAAGAAGUUUCAAAACUUAGACAAGGUGGUAAUAAAGUAGCUAGAUCUUAUUGGUUAGCACGUUGGAAACCAUCUGAUUUUCCAGAACCAGAUGAAAAUAAUUCAACUAGUAUUAGACAAUUUAUAGAAUUAAAGUACAAUAAAAAAUUAUGGGUAGAUAAUGGUAUUCCAAAAGUUGAACCACUUUCAAAUAUUUUGGGUGCUGAUAUUCCAUCAAUUCAAGUUUAUAACCAAUCACCAUCACAACAACCACCACAACAAAGAAGACUCUCAACCACCCCUCCGUUAGUUGGUCAAAGAGCACCAGCUCCACAACAACAGUCAAAACCAAGCAGUAGUUUAAUUGAUUUAAAUGAUAUUUUUUCUACACCAGCUCCACAACAACCACCACAACCACAACAAUUUAAUAGCCAAUUUAAUAAUCAAUUUAAUAACAAUAGUAACCAAUUCAAUAACAAUAAUAAUCAAUUUGGCCAACCACAACAGUUUAAUCAACAACCACAACUUAAUAAUCAAUUUGGUCAACCACAACAGUUUAAUCAACAACCACAACAAUUUAAUCAACCACAACAAUUUAACAAUCAAUUUUCACCACAACAACAACAACCACAAUAUAAUAACCAAUUUAGCCAACAAAGCACCCCACAAUUUAAUCAAUCACCAUUUGACCAAAAUAAUUCAUGGAAUAACUCAAAUAAUUCUAGCUGGCAACAAUCCGUUAAUCAAUGGGGCAACCCUUCACCAAAUUCUCCAUUCCAAGGUAACCAACAAUCACAACCAUUUAAUAACAAUAAUAAUGGAUUUAAUAAUCAAUCAAACCAAUUAUAUAAUAACAUGAUGAACAGUGGACUUAAUAGUAAUAGUAAUAAUAAUAAUGUCUUUAAUAAUAACAAUAUGAACAAUGGUUUCAAUAGUAACAAUAAUAUGAUUAAUAGUGGUGGAUCAAAUAAAAAUAACAUGAUUAACAGUGGAGGUUCCAAUAAUAACAAUUUUAAUAAUUUCAAUAAUAUAAAUAAUAGUUCACCACCACCAUUUAACCAACCAAGCAAAUCAAAUCUUUACGAUAAUUGGAACAGUAGUGGUCUUGGUGGUAACUCAUCUCCACAAAUGAAUCCAUUUAGUAACAACAACAACAACAACAACAAUAGCAACAGUUUUAGCAACACCAACGGCUUUAAUAGUAAUAAUAAUAUGAUAAAUAGUGGUGGUGCCAAUAACAAUGUUUUACAACCACAACCACAACAUCAACAUCAACAUCAACAUCAACAACAACAACAACAACAACAACAACAACAAAACUCACCAUUUGCAAGCUUAUCACCAUUUUCAGGUAAUAACUUUAAUAGUAAUAAUAAUAGUAGCAGUACUACAGGUAGUAAUAGUGGUAGUGUUACCAAACCAAAUCCUUUCGAACAUACUUUCAAUACUUCUCAAUCAUCAACUCCACCACCAGCAACUGCUUCAUCGAACCCAUUUGCUAAUCCAUUUGGUGCAAAUAACUCAUCUAACAAUAAUAAUAAUAUCUCUAGUAACGGCAUGCUUGGAAGUGGUAAAAGUCAUAAUUUUAAUAAUAUUCAACCAAAUAACAAUAAUAACGCUUUUGGUAAUGAUGAUUUCUUUUCAUCAAAUUUCCAACCCAAACCACAACCACAACAAAAUACAACUCCAUUUGGCGAUAUAAAUGGUUCAUUCUUCUAA
This is a messenger RNA of Dictyostelium purpureum, 2036 nucleotides long. RefSeq lists its product as uncharacterized. The coding region runs from base 141 to 2036 and encodes 631 amino acids. The transcript is spliced from 2 exons. Gene Ontology annotation, molecular function: GTPase activator activity. The record is from RefSeq and is a predicted model, not a curated record. NCBI's taxonomy places the organism in Eukaryota, Evosea, Eumycetozoa, Dictyosteliales, Dictyosteliaceae.